Acytostelium subglobosum LB1 is the source of this 2433-nucleotide messenger RNA. RefSeq lists its product as hypothetical. The transcript has 2 exons. The annotation marks the transcript as partial. NCBI's taxonomy places the organism in Eukaryota, Evosea, Eumycetozoa, Acytosteliales, Acytosteliaceae. The record is from RefSeq and is a predicted model, not a curated record.
AUGGAUGAAGUGUGUAUGAAUACGAUGAACAGUAACAACAACAAUGUUAACAACAACAACAUAAACAUUGGAUUGAGUAGUAGUAGUAUCAACAAUGUAAAUAAUAUAAUACCUCAACUUCAAUCACCCAAUGGCGCGGGUCCAUCAACACCACCUCAGCCACUCAUGAUGACCUCACCAAUAGUGUCGCCAGUCCACGUUCGUUUGAACAAAUGUGCAAUUGACACUGAUGAGGAAGAUGGCCCUGAGGACACAGUUGGUAUUUCAAUGUAUGGAAAUGGAAUUAGAGCAACUAGUUUUGCAAGUGGAGUACUGGCAAGGGUCGUGGAGAGAUAUGAUAAUGAUAGGACAAAGUUGAUAUUGUCUUGUGUGUCUGGCGGUGGCGUGUUGGGAAGUGCAUUCUGUCAACGCGUCGCAAAGGAGAAGGCUCGCAAGAAUCAAGUGUCUAGAGUGGAUAUAUAUAAAGGAUUGGACGAGGACAUGCGCAAGAACAUUGCAUACUGUGUCAACUUUGGAAGUGUGCCACGCAUGCUUAUGGACAUCUUCAUGAUGAUUGGCAUGGUGGCGUUCCAGCUGGCACUGAUCGGAAUGACUGUGAUCCCCUUCAUCAUGUUCCUGGUCGAGACCAUGGCCACCUUCUACCACUAUGUGCCCUCGGACAAGGUGUGGAUACUGGCCGUGGUAGGCAUCGGCCUGACAGUCACCAUCUUUGCACUGUCCAUCAUCUUCAAAACGAUUUCCGUGUACGGUCUGUACCGCGCGCCAUUCAUCAUCUUCAACUGGUUCAAAGUGCUCACGUUCCUGUGCGCGCUGUUCACCGUGCUUGUGGGCAGUCAGGCCGGCAUGGAUCGCAUCGAGACAGCGUUUGGUGACUGGGUGGCUGGCGCGAUCGGCCUCUCAAUCACAGCAUUCUGGGCAAUCUUCCGAUUCCAUCCAUUCUUCUUCAUUGAACAAUGGAUCGAGAAUCUGAUCAACUCGCUCACGGGAUACGUGGCCCUUCUCUCGAUCUAUGGCAUCUUUAUGAAUUGGCGUCUGGGUGCUGUGGCCAGCGACACAAACUUGUUGUUUGGUCACAUUAUGUUCACGGAUUACAGAUGGUCCGUUGUACUGAUCACUACAAUCGUGUUGAUUGGAGUGUAUCCAGCAACGUCAUACAUCGCAGACAACCAUAUUCACGCGUUCUACAGAUGGCGACUACAACGCGCCUUCUACAAGACUGAUCACUCUGGCUUUGAUGGUAUCUUUGGCAUCUAUCCAGGAACAAAGUUCACACAGUUGGAUGACAGCGCAACAUACGUCAGCACAAUGACCGCCAAUCAUUGGCAGCUGGACCCCGGCUCAAGCCCCAUCUCCUCAUUAUCGAUUGGCAAGUGGCUGCCAGGCAUUGAUACCAACCAGCCAACGAACGACAUCAACCCACUCAAUGAGAUCAGGUACAUGCGAGGCGAGACCAACGGCCUGAACACAAGUCUGCAGACGGGCUGGAUGCGUGACCUCGAGAUCUCAUUCGCGAUGAUCAACAGUGGCGGCUCGCUCACCUCGUCGUUUGGCUCGGACGCCAAGUUCAAGACCUGGGAGAACUUCUUCUCGCUGUUCAACCUGGGCUUUGGAACGUGGACCAACAUGAACUACCAGAAGGACUUCAAAGCUCGCAGUGUCUACAUCACUAUGACUGGAAUGAUCCCAUUCCUCAUCGCCAUACCCCAAUGCUUCGUCUCUGUUCGCUCGGACUACCCAUGGGUCAUCUGGAUCCCUUGCGUGAUCCUCGUGUUCUACUUCCUGAUCGCCGAUCACUGCCCCUCGCACUGGGCCUCCACCAUGCAGAACCCAAUAGUUCGCGUCUUCCGAGACUCACUCAGCGUGCCCAUCGUCACUAAAUAUGGCGGUUACAUCUAUCUCUCGGACGGCAGCCACAGCGAGAACACCGGCCUGUUUGUCCUGCUGGCCAACAAGGCUAUCAAGACGAUCUUCAUUGCGGAUGGCUCGGAGGAUGUGGAUCGCGUCUGCUCAGAUCUACGCAAGACAAUCACAGAAGAGCGUGCAUUUGGCUGGGACUUCUUCACGCAAGAGGGACACGACAUUGAACGCGAGUUGAUUGAGUUCCAGCGCGAUCGAACCGUACGCCACAUCGCAAUGAAGGCCAUCAACGAGAAGGAAGGCCGACAGGUCAACAUCUAUUUCCUCAAGCCAAUCGAGCGAGCCAAUCGCCACGAGAUCAGUGGUGUGGCAUGUGAGUGCUGCCAUGCCUCUGCCAACUGUUGCACAUGCCUCAAUGGCAUGAUCUCAUUCCCGGGCGACUGCUUCAACUACCUGUUUGGACGAUUCCCCAACACAUCAUCCUACUACCAAUUGUUCACACCUACCAUGUACGACGCGUAUCGCUCUGAAGGUGUGGCUGCGUUUGAUUCAGUACAACAACUGAAGUGUAGCAAG